Messenger RNA from Dendrobium catenatum, 1222 nucleotides. RefSeq names its product pentatricopeptide repeat-containing protein At1g55890, mitochondrial. Gene Ontology annotation, molecular function: protein binding. The record is from RefSeq and is a predicted model, not a curated record. Gene Ontology annotation, cellular component: chloroplast. NCBI's taxonomy places the organism in Eukaryota, Viridiplantae, Streptophyta, Magnoliopsida, Asparagales, Orchidaceae.
AAUGCUAACUCUAACCCUUGCAGUGAUCCGCCCGAUUCCUCCCAACAACCCUUGCGAUCAAUCAUCAAAUCACUCUUUCGCGAGAACGACGUAAACCAGCUCAUCUCCAAAUUCAAGCGCUUCUCCGCCGACCGCAACUUCCGCAGUAAGCCCGAAGUUUACGAGAUCAUUAUACGGCGCCUUACCGCAGCUGGCCGGCUCGAUGCAGUAAACGACAUCAUCGAGCACCACAAGAGCUAUGAAGAAGAAAUCUCUCACGAGGGAUUUGCUGUACGCCUCAUCUCUCUCUACGGCCUCGCUGGAAUGCCCGAACGCGCAGCCGCACUUUUCCAAGAGCUCCCAGCGCUCGGCUGCCCUCGCACUGUCUUUUCCUUCAACGCUGUUCUCACCGCCUACACCCGGUCGAAGGUCGCCGAUCGGAUUGCCCACCUUCACAAGUUUCUUUCAUCUCACGACGCCUCUAUAGAGCCCAAUCGUAUCUCAUACAACAUUUUGAUCAACGCUCUGUGUGAACGGGACCUCCUUGAUGACGCUCUCAAUACCCUGGACUUGAUGGAACAGCGUGAGAUUAAACCCGACUUGGUGACUUUCAACACUCUAUUAAAUGCCUUUUACAGCAAGGGUUUGAUCCUCAAGGCUGAUGAGAUAUGGCAAAGAAUGACAGAGAAUGGUAUCCAGCCGGAUGUGAGAAGCUUCAACGCAAAGAUCAGAGCGUUUGCUUGGGAAGGAAAGAUUCUGGAGGCAAUGGAGGUUUUGGAAGAGCUCAGGAGAGUUGGACUGGAGCCUGAUACUUUGACCUUCAAUGCUCUAAUUAAAGGGUAUUGUCGACAAGGGAAUUUGGAGGAGGCAAAGAGAAUACACAAACAAAUGGGGAAGAAAGGAUGUUUUCCUGAUAGGCAUACUUUGAGGGAAUUGAUUCCCAAACUCUGUGGAGGUGGCGAGGUUGACUUGGCUCUUAAUAUAUGCAUAAAAGCCAUAGAAAAUGGAUUCGUUGUGGAUGUAGGCAUUGUUCAGGUGAUGAUUGAUGAGUUGGCGAAGGGCUCCCUGUAUGACAAGGCUAAAAAACUUGUAAAGCUGGCAAAGUCAAAGAAUAACAGAGCAAACCUGAGGAUGCCUCUACCAUGUUUGGCACUGUAGAAUGUGCUGAUCUUGUAUUGCAGUUCAUCAUAAGGGCUUGUUUAUUUUUGACUUGAAAUCAUAUCAUUGAUCAAUUUAAAUCCAA